UUUAGGGUUUAUUGGGCAAAUGCGAUGAUUCGAUCGCAUGGCGCCAUCGCCCUCGCGAGUUUUGCGUCGAAAUGUGACGAGCUUGUGCCUUGUCGCGGCGCGAAAUGCAGCAUUUCCUGUGGAGCGACGAGUUCUUCUUCCUCUUCCUCCUCCAAUAGCAGCGAGAAUUAUCGGCGAACUCUUGAGGCGCUCAAAUCGAAGAAUAGGAGGCCAAAGCGAUGGCUUGGACAGAAUUACAUGGUAAAUUCGAAUAUCAAUGACGAAAUCGUGAGAGCUGCCGAGAUCCAACCGGGUGAUUUGGUGCUGGAAAUUGGGCCGGGCACUGGAGCUCUUACGGAUUCCCUCUUGUGUGCCGGAGCUUACGUUAUAGCUGUAGAAAAGGAUCCAGACAUGGUCUCUCUGGUUUCCGAACGCUUCAAAGAUAAUCCUAGAGUGAAGUUGUUCCAGGACGAUAUUUUGAAGUGGCAUAUAAGAUUACAUCUAAGCAACUGGAUGGAAACCAUCAAAAGUCCAUCUAAACUUGUUAAGGUUGUCUCCAAUCUGCCUUUUAACAUCACAACGGAUGUUGUGAAAAAGCUGCUACCUAUGGGAGACUUGUUUUCUAACGUAGUGCUGCUUUUACAAGAUGAGGCUGCUGCAAGGUUUAUUGACGAUUCUCCAAAAGGAGAUGAAUAUCGGCCCAUCAGCAUAUUCAUUCGAUUUUUCUCAGAGAUGGAGUACAAAUUCAAAGUGGAUCGCUUGAACUUUUUCCCUCCUCCCCCUGUUAACGGUGCGGUUGUGUCCUUUUCCUUGAAAGAUAGUUCUCAAUACCCUGAAGUCAAAUCUGUCAAGAGGUUCUUUACUCUGGUGAAUUCAGCCUUCACCGGGAAACGAAAAAUGCUGCGAACAUCCCUGCGGCAUCUCUACAGUAGUUCCGAGGUUGAAAAUGCUCUUUGUUCCAUCGGCGUCGUUGAGACUGUAAGAUGUUUUAUCAUUUUUCCUUUGUUCCUAGCUCGUUCGCUGGAUUCUUCCAGGCAAGGCCUCAUCAACUAUCAUUCAGUCAGUUUGUUAAUCUUCACAACACUCUGGCAGCGCAGAGUGUGACUGAGAUGGACAAGAUGGGCAAUGCCUAGUUGUUUGUGGAGGUACAGAUCUUUUCUUUUUAAUCAUUUUCGGGGGGGAUGCAUUUGAAUUCUUCGUUGGAUCUCCUAGUGCUUGAAUCGUCGAGUCCAAAUUCUUUAA
Molecule: messenger RNA, 1221 nt
Organism: Selaginella moellendorffii
Lineage: Eukaryota; Viridiplantae; Streptophyta; Lycopodiopsida; Selaginellales; Selaginellaceae
Product: ribosomal RNA small subunit methyltransferase, chloroplastic
Exons: 9
Coding region: 25-1083 (352 amino acids)
Biological process (GO): rRNA methylation
Cellular component (GO): mitochondrial matrix
Molecular function (GO): rRNA (adenine-N6,N6-)-dimethyltransferase activity
Source: RefSeq, a predicted model, not a curated record